Messenger RNA from Funneliformis mosseae, 1650 nucleotides. NCBI's taxonomy places the organism in Eukaryota, Fungi, Glomeromycota, Glomeromycetes, Glomerales, Glomeraceae. The record is from the annotation of a GenBank genome assembly.
AUGCCGUCAUCAUUACCAUACUUGUGCCUUCGUGAAAUAUUCGAAUUUAUAUUAUAUGAUCCUGAAUUACAAUGGCAUCAAAAUAAUCUAAAUAAUCUAAAUCUAAGUAAUCUUCUCCCAAGUAUUUCGGUUUGUAAAGCUUGGUGUGAAACAGCAUUGCCAAUUUUAUGGAGAGAUCCAUUUUGUAAUCACCCACAAGAAGAUAAUGCGACGAUUCUUUUGGACGUUUAUCUUUCUAGCUUUACUUUGGAAGAAUUAUACCGCUUGAAUUUACCUUCAAAAUUGAUUGAAAUUUAUCAAAAGAGACGACCCACUUACGAUUACGCUAGAUUUUUGCGUAAAAUGGACCUUACACAAAUAAAGACGGUGACUUCCUUUUGGUUGGAGAGCAAAAGAGACAAGGUUAAAAUUUCAAAUGAUUGUCCGAUUUUUCAAUCAAUCUGUAGUCACUUUGUUAGUCACGCGAUAAAUAUUAAAUAUGCAGCAUUUGAACCUGAAUAUGAUUCCUUGAUAGAUUUCAACUUAUUCAGUUUACCCGGUGCGAUAUCCAGUCUCUCGAAUUUAAGCGAAUUUUCUUGUUACGGCGAGUCGUAUAAUAUAAGCUUAUAUAAGCAAGCUUCAGAAAUUUCAACAAAGGUUCAUGAUUUAAAAAUUUCCUUAAUUCACGGGUGUCCUCUUAAUUCUUCAACUUUAAUUGAUAUUUCAAAUUAUAUAAGAUCACAACGACAACUUGAACGAUUUUCAAUUGAUAAUCGAAUUGGAUGUUAUUGUUGUUCACAAGAUCAAGAUCAUUCUUUAUCAUUAGAUUUAACGACCGUCUUCAAAUCCUUAAGUACGCAAACGACAACUUUAACUCACUUAAGUUUCCUUUCAAUUGAUUUUCAUCAAAAAUUUCUUUUUAAUCAAUUAUCACAGAGCAAAAAUCUCAAAGCAUUAAACAUCACCAGAUGUUGGAAUUUUGGGGAAGUUCAUUCAAUAGAUUUAACUUCUGAUUCAUUCACACGUUUAUCCGAUUUACGAAUCAUUUUGAGCUCAAUACCCGAAAAUGUUAUUAGAAUUUUAUUAACAGGAUCAGGAAGUUGUUUGAGGAAUUUAGAAUUUGAACAAUUCGGAAUUAUCACAGACAUCCUUAAAUAUUGUUCAGAUAAUAAUCCUAACCUGGUAAAUGUUUUGGUUUAUAUAGAUCCGAAAGAAAUUGUGAAUCUACCAAAGUUUUUACGUUCAUCAACAAAACUUUGUAACCUUGAACUCUGGGAUAAAAAUACCCCGGAUGGACGAAGGUUUAGUGAAUUAUAUUAUUUAAUGAGAUUUGUUGAAACGAUUGACCUAGAUGAAGAGAUGUUUUCCGAAAUUGGGGACUCACUACCGAAUAGCUUGGUGAAUUUAAAGAUCAAUAUGAAAUGGAAUUUUAGUGCAAAGUCUCUGGAGAGAUUUAUAAAGAAUUGUAAAGCUCCAUUGGAUUCUUUGGGAUUUGAGUUUUGCAAUUGUUUUGAUGACGAACAUUUCCAAGUUCUUGUCAAAAAUUUAAAACGUCCCUUGAAAAAUUUAAAUAUUAAGCAUUGUAGAGCAAACGUAGAUUCGGAAAUUCGCACGAAAAAUAGAGAUAUGAUACAGCAAAUUGAUUCGCUCAGCAGACGUAAAAUGAUGUAA